Messenger RNA from Physcomitrium patens, 2438 nucleotides. The record is from RefSeq and is a predicted model, not a curated record. Lineage: Eukaryota; Viridiplantae; Streptophyta; Bryopsida; Funariales; Funariaceae.
GGAGAGGAGAGGAUCAAUCUGUGUGGGGCACCCUUUCUUCCUCUCCUCUCCUCCUGUGCCCGUGCUUUUGAAGCUACAAUCUGGACAUUCAUUCCUCGCCCCCGCCCUCCCUUUCUGCGCAUUCUGCAGCUCUUCUGUAGUCUCGUAGACGGCGCUUUGCUUCGGUGAUCCUGCUUUGUGUGUUUUCUGUGUCGAGGAGGAUUUGAAUCUGUGGCUUCUGUGUUGGUGAUCGUGGAUGUGGCGCGGAAAAGCUGUUGAGUUUCGCGUCGCGGGGUUGAGGAUAGCGUGAUCGGAAUUUCUGCUUUUUUAUUUUAUUUUAUUUAUUUAUUUUCUCGUUUUAGCCUUAGAAAGUAGAAUUUGCGGAGGAGGCGAAUUGCAAGCUCCUGCUGUAAAAAGAGUUUUCACUUAUUUUCGCGGAUUUUUGUGUCGCGAAGAUGGUGAAGGACUCUGCGUAUUAUGAUGUUCUCGGGAUCCAGCCAGAUGCUACCCCUGCAGACAUCAAGAAGGCGUACUAUGUUCAGGCAAGAAAAGUGCACCCUGAUAAGAAUCCAAACAAUCCUGCAGCUGCAAAGGAAUUUCAGGCCUUGGGUGAGGCGUAUCAGGUGCUUAGCGAUCCACAGAAGCGGGAGGCCUAUGACAAACACGGAAAGGAAGAAAUACCAGGGGAAUCGAUGGUAGAUCCUGGAGCUGUUUUUGGAAUGAUGUUUGGCAGUGACGCAUUUGAGGAAUAUGUUGGUCAGUUGGCGUUGGCAACAGUUUCAGGACAAGACAGUGAGAUGAGCGAUGGCAAGCAAGUCAAGGAUAGAUUCAGGCGUGUCCAGGAAGAAAGGGAGAGGAAACUUGCUGACCUACUUCUGUUACACAUUAAGCUUUAUAUGGAAGGAAACAAAGAAAAGUUUAUCCAGGAGGCUCUUGAGAAUCGUGAUCGCUUGAGUCUUGCCUCUUUUGGAGAAGAAAUGUUGGAGACCAUCGGGUACAUCUACUCCAGGCAAGCUUCUAAGGAACUCGGCAGGACGUCAAAAUAUUUGGGGGUGCCAUAUGUGACCGAGUGGAUGCGUGGCAAGGGUCAUCGAAUCAAAUCACAGUUCACAGCUGUUGGAGGUGCAGUGCAACUGAUGCGUAUGCAAGAAGAGAUGAAAAAAAUGAUGCAGACUACAGAAGUGCAGGAGCAGAAACUGGAAACAUAUUUGGAGACUAACCAAAAGAUUAUGCUGGAUAAUCUGUGGAAAAUUAAUGUGAUUGAUAUUGAAUCAACGCUCUCGCAUGUUUGUCAAAAGGUUAUUCGUGAUCCAAAAAUUUCCGACCCUAAGGAACUGCUAAAACGUGCCGAAGCAAUCAAAUUAUUGGGUCAAAUAUUUGAGGGUUCAUCUAUAGUUGAGACCGUCCAUUUCGCUAAAGAGAAAUCGGACUCCCCCAAGUUUUUCUCUAAUGAAAAUUUACCUAAAACUCCCAUGUUUGUAGCAGAAGCAUCUUCCCAGGUUUUUCCCUUCUCUACCUUACACGUGGAUUCUACAUGAAUGCUAUUCUUUCCGAACUUCACUUGAGUUGUUUGCAAAUCUCUCGUUAACUAUUUAUUUUGUAUUGUUACUUGUUUUAGGAAGAAUAGGCGGUUUUCAAUGAUAUCUGCAGGGGCUACACCACUUUAAAACACCAGGGGAAUACAGAACCUGCUGCAAUCACUUGGAGAACUUUGGGGAAUUUUGAAAUGUAUUAAUCAACUUCUAUUGGAAGAAAACGUGCUUAGAGUCACGCAUUUCCAUGCUUUUAAAUUUCUUUCUGUCCUUUUAUGAACAGUAUCUUCAGACAGCAACUUCCGCUUGGUCUAAUAUUUGUAAAGCAGUAAAAGAUUUUUCCGCUUUUUGCAAGCUCUAAAUAACGAGAAACAAAGUUUUCAGCUGUCAAUCAUGUACCAUCGUAGAAGAAGGGUAGAGUGUUAAUAUCUCUCUCUCUCUCUCUCUCUCUCUCUCUCUCAGCUUGGUUUUUCUAAAUGGGCACGUUGGAUCUUUUGUAGCUAUCAACUGUGCAUACACAUUGGAUGAUAGAAAACUGGUAAUCUAGUCAUCUAAUUAUUUACCCUUCAGCAGUUCCUUCCUGUGCGGUUAUCUUAUUAUGAAAUCCCUACAGUUUGUCGACCACCUUUGGUAAGUGCGGCACAAGAUUGGUCAUAACCGGAGACUUGUUUUCCCGCUCCAACCAAGCUUCAAAUUCAGGGCCACUUUCAAUGUCUUUGCAUUGCACCCGAGAUACGCUACUAGACUCGAGGAUCUCCUACUACAGGAAUGGAGGUUAAAACAACUUAAUUCAAAAUGGCAACAUCAAGAAUUAUGUAAGCAAUAUUCCUUUUGAUUAUAAGACCAUAUCCCAAAAAUUUGGUGGUCUACAAUUCUUGAAUAAUAUUGUGAUCAAGUUGGUCGACGAUUGCAUCAUUUCAUUUUUCC